AUGGCGCAACGACAACUCGACCACAAGGCGAUAGCGAUAUGGGCUGUGAUGCCAGGCGUUGAGUACGUGCUGUGUGUGAAGUUCGAUCCCGACUUUGCCAAUGCUGAAUACAAGUUGUACGAUGCUCGCGUCAAUCCCCUCGUGCAACUGGCUCCAGUUCCAAUCGUUGCUCCAAGUACCGUGAUCCAGUUGGUAUUCUGCCAGGGAUGGCGCUCCCGGUAG
Molecule: messenger RNA, 222 nt
Organism: Phytophthora nicotianae INRA-310
Lineage: Eukaryota; Oomycota; Peronosporomycetes; Peronosporales; Peronosporaceae
Exons: 1
Coding region: 1-222 (73 amino acids)
Source: RefSeq, a predicted model, not a curated record